This is a messenger RNA of Astyanax mexicanus (Mexican tetra), 7346 nucleotides long. RefSeq names its product ring finger protein 26 (gene rnf26). The record is from RefSeq and is a predicted model, not a curated record. Bases 1524 to 2861 code for a protein of 445 amino acids. Lineage: Eukaryota; Metazoa; Chordata; Actinopteri; Characiformes; Acestrorhamphidae. The transcript has a single exon. Gene Ontology annotation, biological process: protein ubiquitination; ubiquitin-dependent protein catabolic process. Gene Ontology annotation, molecular function: ubiquitin protein ligase activity.
CAGUUUGAGCGCAGUGUUGAUGUUGUUGGUCAGCACAGUGAACAGACAUGGCGCUGUGUGGAGAAGAGCGGACCGCGGGGCUGGAUAUAACCGAAGAUGAGCGCGGAUAGAUCUGCCUGCCGUCCUCCUGCAGCUCCCCGCGCCCGGUGCUCUUUACUGCGGGUUCCCCUCUGCCGGUCUCCCGCCUUACAGACCAGCGGGGAGCGGCGGUCUGAGCCCCCGGGGCCGAGCCGUUCAAAUAUAAACAUCCGCCGAGCAGAUCCGCCUGAUCCCGCGCACCUCACCCCGCAGGCGGGUCAGCGCCUCAACUACAGCCGCUGCAGCCUGUAGAGCAGCUCCGACUGAUAACCAGCGCCUGAACUACAGCCUGUAAAACAGCAUUUACCGCUUAAACUGAGGAAUUACUCACCUUACAGAGCAGCUGGAGCGAGGAGGAGAGCACUGACCAUGUGAACUUUAAGAUAAACUGCGAGAAAUAGCUGGAAAAAAGGGGCAGAAUUCAGUUUAAUAUAACUGUUAACGUUAACCAACUAGUUAUUUAGCUUAGCUAAGCUAACCAGCUAUCUAACUGAACUGAGCUAAGCUAAGCUAACUACCAUAAUAUCUGCCCAUGUUUGUUUUAGGCAGGGUGUAGGUUGUGGUUUCUUACUAAUUCCUAAACAUAAACCUAAAUUGACAAUACAAUAUAUCAUAAUAAAUCAUCAAUAAGAAGAUAUCCAGCUAACUAACUAACAUUAACUAGUAAGCUAAGCUAGCUAUCUAUCUAACUGACUGAGCAGGUUGUAGGCUAACUGAGCUAAGCUAAGCUAACAAACUACCUUAUUAUCUGACCAUGUUAGCAGGCUAUGGUUGCUUCCAUAAUUGUGAUAUAAUCUAGGUUAACUAACUGGUUCCCUCCUAAAGUUAUCUAGCUAAACCUAAACCUGUACUGACAGUGAAAGCCAUCUAGGUCAAUAAGUCAUCAAUAAGGAGAUCUCCAGAUAGCUAACUAGCUACUUAACCUAGCUAAGCUAAGCUAAUUAACUAACUUGAAAUCUGACCAUCUGGUUGCUUCCAUAGUUUUGUUUUAAAUCUAGGAUAACUAACUAAUUCCUAAAUAUAAGCCUGAACUGACUGUAAAAGCCAUCAAUAAGUCAUCAAUAAGGGGAUAUAUCCAGCUAACUAUUUAAACUAACUAGUUAGUUAAGCUAGUGAACUAGCUAUCUAAUUGAGCUAAGCUAAGCUAACUUACUAACUACUUUAUUAUCUGGCCAUGUUUGGUUUUGUAUUAUAAUCUAGGUCAACUAACUGAUUCCCACCUAAAGUUAUCUAACCUAAACAUAAACCUACACCUAAACUGACAGUUAAAGCCAUCAAUAUUAAAAAGUCACCAUAAUUGUGUUCUAAUCUAGGUUAACUGACUAAUUAACUGAUUCUUAGCUAAAGCUAUCUAGCUAAACAUAAACCUAAAUCUACACCUAAUCUGACAGUUAAAGCCAUCAAUAUCAAUAAGUCUUUAAAAAGGAGAUCUCCAGCUAAGUAAUAUGGGUCUGCUGCACUUCAUCUUCAGCUCGCUUGGACAGUGCAUUGACCUCAUCUUCCUCCUCUUGGACCUGAAUUUUGUGCUCGUCAACUCCGUCAUCCGGCUCCUGGUGGCUGUAGUCACCUUCAUCAGCAGCCUACCCAUGCUCCUCACGAACUCACUAGUAGAGUGCAUGAACCUCACGCUCGUCUGCCUCAUCACGAUGGUGGACGGUGUGACCGUGUUGACCCACAACAUGAUUGGGAGCUGGAUGCAGCUGCUCGGUGGGGCACUGGAAAGCUGCAAGAUGGUGGGGUACCUGUCGUCGCAUCUGCUGCUGCGCACCAAGGAGCUCCUGCACCGCGGCCUUCUGUCGGGGCACAGUUUACUGCGACAGGCCUGCGAGGGCUGCGGCAUCGUGUUCAGCCUGUUGCUGUACUUCAUCAACACCAUCGUCAACCUCCUGCUUAUAGGAACGCAGAACCUGUACGGGCUGAUGGCUAGCAUGGUGGAGGCCGUGUCCAGCCCUUUGCAGAAAGCUCUCGAGCUGACGCUGACUGUGCUGACGUUCUUUUAUAGCACAAUAGUUGGGGCUUCGAUCCUUUUGUGGACACCAUGCAGACUGGCCUUGCAGUUCCUAGGCUCGCUUGGACACAUCUUCGUCAGCGUCUUCUUGCUCAACUUCUACGGACUCCUGCUAAUGCUGCUCAUCAUUGCGGUUACGACCGUUUACAUGAGUCCUGAGCUUUUUCAGCGAGUGGUCCAGAGGGUAAUCCACUAUGUCAACACGGUUCCCACCCUUCAGAGACUUCAGAGGACCUUUCAACGCUUCUAUCUUCUUGAGAGGAAUCUCUGGCAGAGGUUGGCAUGGCCCCGUAGUCGUCUCGGACGCUGGACUUUAGCUGAAAGGAGGCAAGACGAUGAAGAUGUGGGGCAAGGAGAUGAGAACAUUCUGCAAGACGAUGCCAACCCUGAAGCUCCUCAAAAUGCCAUCAUAAUAGAUGGUCAGGAUGAAGCAGACGAUGCUGAUGAUCCUUUACACCAAGGCCAGGUCUUACCCCAAGGGCCCGACCCUCCGCUUCCCAGCUCCAGCACUCACAGACCCCUGCAGAAGAUGCCUUCAGAGGAAGGUCCUAAAGGAAGCUCGGCUGAUAAUCUCUUAACUCUACUCCAGGAGCAGGAGGAGAGGAAGAAGUGCGUGAUCUGCCAGGACAGCACAAAGACCGUGGUGCUGCUGCCGUGCCGGCACCUGUGCUUGUGUCGGGACUGCACCAACAUCUUGCUGCGCCAACCCAUCUACCAGCACAACUGCCCGCUGUGCCGCCAUAUGAUCCUGCAGACCAUGGAUGUGUAUCUCUAAAAGACUCUACGAUGAAACAGAAAAGAAAAGAACUUCUGCAGAGACUUGUUGAUUGUUUGUUUGUUUGUUUAAUCGAUGGAUUGAUUGAUUGAUUAAUUCUGCGAAUCUCAGGUUUACAAACAAAGACAUUGCUAAUCACAAUGAUCCGUGCCACCUUUCAGCCAAUUACUUAAUUACACUGCAAAGGUCGCGGAUCUCCUGUAAGUCUUUCGUCCAUUCCACUGUGCUGAAUCUUUUUGCUACUGUCACGUGUAAAUACACAUAGCCAUAAUGCCCUUUUUUACACUUGAGAGCUGUUUAAAGCUUAAGUCGAGGCUUGCUACUAUGACAGUAUCUUUCGUACUUUGUUUGUUCUUUUUGUAUAAUAGUUUAGCUUUUGUAUGGACGUACUACACUAAAUCUUUUAUACCGCUGUGGUGAUGUGAAUGUAAGCUUUACAUGGAGUAAAAUAGUAAAAUAACUGCAGAGACGGAUACGCCACCUUUCAGAAAAGUUCAGAAUCAACAUUCGUAGCUCUCUGGGCAUAAAUUAAUAAAAGUUAUGCUUUUACCUCAUGGAUUAAAAUGUUAUAUUAAAAAAAAAGCAUCGCUUUUUCACUUUAGACAUAAAGUCACAUACAAUACACAAUAUUUAAAGGCAAAGAUAUAAUGAUUAAAAUGAUUAACUGUACAAUUGAGGGAAGGGGUGUGAAAAUGUGAAAGUACACGGAGCUUUAAGGAGUCUUGAAAUCCUAAAAGUAAAAAUGUUUAACCAAAUUUGAUCGCAGAGCAUCAUGGCUUUUUUUUAGUUAAUGCAUACUCUAAUAUUACAGCUACUACUACUGCUUUUACUACGAAUGAGACUAGAAGGCUGUGAAACAUUAUUAUUUAUUUAGAUGGAGUAAAAAUAACUGCAUAGAUAGAUACGCCACCUUUCAAAAGUUCAGAAUCGACUUUUACACUUUACGAAUUAAAUUAUUACAAAAAGCAUAGCUUUGUCACUUUACGUUGACAAUGUAGUAUUGUGUGUUGGUGUGGUGCAGUGGAUAACACCACUGCCUGCCAGUAAGCUACCAUGUGGGAGACUGGGGUUUAAUUCCAGGUCUGGGUGACUGAAUGCUGCGCUACACCAAUAACACCAAGUCCAUGGGCUAGACUCCUAACACUGGAUUAGCCCUUUCUCUGUAAUCGUAAUAACCUUUUUUUUUUUAAGUCACUCUGGAUAAGAAUGUCAGAUAAAUGCCAUAAAUAUAAAAUGCAAAUAUAUGUCUGAAGUGAUAAAACUAUGUUUUUUUUCCCCAAUAUUUUAGUCCAUGCUAAAAUUAUAGAAUGGUUAACUGUAUAGCUGAAAUUUAGGACAAAAUUUAAAUGCAGAGCUUUAUGGCUUUUCAGUUAAUACAUACUCUACUACUAAUACUACUUUUACUACUAAUGUGACUAGGCCUUUUAGGACAUUUACCCGUGAUGUUCUUCACUUUUCUCAGACAUUUCAGAAUCAUCUACUUCCCUUAUUAUAGUUCUAAGCACAUCUAACACUUCUUAAGUCUUAGGUUCGUUUACAGAUUUUCAGUUUCAAUCCAGAAACGCCCUGGUUCCCUCUAAAUAAGCACAGAACUAACAUAAUGUCAUGCAAACAAUUUAAACAUAUAGAAUAUAUAAUAUAUGCAACCAAAUGGUGUUUGCACUGAUCAGCCUUAACAUUAAACCAUCUUUCUAACAUUGUGAAGGAAAGACUAUACUGACACCAGCUCUGAACCAUCAAGGCCUGGUCUUUACAAGCCAUAGCCAUCAUAAUUAACCUUUUUAAUAGCUUGUAUUAUUAUUAUUAUUAUUAUUAUUAUAGUAGCUCUUCUUUGUGAUUGUAAAAAAAAUGCUAGAUUUUGCUCUCUCCAUUUGUGCAUCACUUGUUUCAGUUAUAGAUAUCAAUAAUUAAGUUUUAUUAGUAGAUGAUUAUACUUCCUAGUAAAAACAUGAUAUAUAAAUUAAAUUCUGACUAGUACAAAUACCUGGGUACCUAGAAAUUGGGUUAGGAUCUGUGCCUCUGUCAUUUUACGCUAAAGGAUUUUCCAUAAUAAUCUGAAUAUAUUCAUAUACAACUCUGGAAAAAAAAAAUAAGAGAGCACUUAAAAAUGAUGAGUUUCUUUCAAUUUAGCCAAUUAAAAACCUCUGGAAUAUAAUCAAGAGGAAGAUGGAUGAUCACAAACCAUCAAACCACCAAACUGAACUGCUUGAAUUUUUGCACCAGGAGUAAAGCAGCAUAAAGUUAUCCAAAAGCAGUGUGUAAGACUGGUGGAGGAGAACAUGAUGCUAAGAUGCAUGAAAAAAACUCUUAAAACUUUAUGAAUAUGAACUUGUUUUCUUUGCAUUAUUUGAGGUCUGAAAGCUUUUAUUUUUAGCCAUUUCUCAUUUUCUGUAAAUAAAUGCUCUAAAUGAGAAUAUUUUUAUUUGUAAUUUGGGAGAAAUGUUGUCUGUAGUUUAUAGAAUAAAACAACAAUGUUCAUUUUACUCAAACAUAAACCUAUAAAUAGCAAAAUCAGAGAAACUGAUUCAGAAAUGGCUCCUGUCAGAGAUGCUAUAAACAGUUGAUUAUUAGCUUUUCUGAAUGGUGGCGUAUCUUUUCAUUGCAUCUGUUCAUUGCAAUCCAAAAUGUAGAAUGCACUAUAUUAUAAUACGGUGUCCUAGCAGUGAGCCGUGAUUGGGCACAUACUGUACUCUGUGUGUGAUGCAAUACUCUAGCCUUACAAUGUGAGCGAUAAAUACAGCCCAACAGAUUCCUGGGAACAUUUUGUUGUAUUGUUUUUUGGAUUUUAUGGAUUUCGGCUUAGCGUCUGACUUCUUUUUAGUUUUUUUUUUUUUGUUUGUUUUUUAUUUGCUUUGCUGGCCUUAAUUCUUUCCAUCUUUUAAUGCACAUGUGGUCCUAUUUCUUCUAUUAAGCAUUUUAGCGUCUCAUGUUGAAAAGCUAUUUUCAUAUUGUUGAUCUGCUUUAGACCCAGCAGUGAUGUUUCUGAUUUUGUGCCCACACGUAAAUGGUAUUAUUGAUCGACGCUCCUUGAAAUCCAAACAUUAGGCCUGAGUUCUACACUUUUUAUGAGCUGAUGUCUCCUGAUUCAAUUUUGAGUAAUGGGAAAUAGGAAUCCAAAGCCCAGAUGGCACCAUGGGAAGCCUUUUACCAGGCACUCAGGAUGUUUAAAUGAUCUUUUUUCUGUGCUGUGUACAUUUUUUUAAUUUAUUUUGUUUUUUUUUGUCAGCCAACACUAAAAAUUAAAACACUGUUAGUUUAAAAUUAAUAAUAGGUAUAAUAAUUUGAUCUAAUAAUUGUACAUUGAGUGACUUAACAUGCACUUCAUAAUUCAAUUAUGAAUAUGAUAAGAGAGAGAAUAAGAGAGUAUUUAAAAAUUAUGAGUUUCUUUGAUUUUAUCAAAUUAUAAACCUCUGGAAUAUAAUCAAGAGGAAGAUGGAUGAUCACAAACCAUCAAACCACCAAACUGAACUGCUUGAAUUUUUACACCAGGAGUAAAGCAGCAUAAAGUUAUCCAAAAGCAGUGUGUAAGACUGGUGGAGGAGAACAUGAUGCCAAGAUGCAUGAAAACUGUGAUUAAAAACCAACCAGGAUUAUUCCACCAAAUAUUGAUUAUUUCUGAACUCUUAAAACUUUAUGAAUAUGAACUUGUUUUCUUUGCAUUAUUUGAGGUCUGAAAGUUCUGCAUCUUUUUUUGUUAUUUCAGUCAUUUCUCAUUUUCUGUAAAUAAAUGCUCUAAAUGAGAAUAUUUUUAUUUGUAAUUUGGGAGAAAUGUUGUCUGUAGUUUAUAGAAUAAAACAACAAUGUUCAUUUUACUCAAACAUAAACCUAUAAAUAGCAAAAUCAGAGAAACUGAUUCAGAAACUGAAGUGCUCUCUUCAUUUUUUCCGCAAUAAUUGAAUAAUGAAGUGCAUGUAAACACACUCAGUGAUGAUUAACUCUCCCUCUCAUUAAAAUCCUUCAUAAUAUACAUUAGCAUUUACAAUUACAAAAACAUUUAAAAUAAAAAAAUAAAUGCUUUUGCAAACCAGUGCCAAAAUGAAUACUGAAUGAAACCAAUGAAGCACAGAAUCCUGGUCUGUAUGUGAGCAGUGCAGUUUACAUUCGCUUCAGCUGAUGAUGAUUUUAUACUAAAGAAUAAUUGCUUAUUCACUGCAUUAUGUUGUAGUGUUUUUGGAUGGUUAGAAUAUUUUGCCAAAUGCUGCUGACUGCCAGAUCUGUGGUCUGUCUUUAGCUAAUAUGGUAUAUUUGAGUGUUUUAAUACAAGAUGAUUUCCUCCCAGUUAUUAUUUUAUUUUAAUUUUGGUAUAUGUGAUAUGUGUGCUUCUUGUCUGAAGAUCAUAUAGAUGGAUGCUGAUUUUUAUUUUUGGUGGUUGUUGUGAUUAAUUGUCUGUAUAUUUACAGGCCAGCACUGAAAACUGAAAAAGUUUAACCAUUCUUUAGAAAGAAUCUUAAUAAAAUGAUAAAUGUGGCUGCCUGAAUCAUGUAA